AUGGACCCAGGGGCUCAUCAUAAUCCAUCACAGAGCACCCUGACACCAGUUUCGUCUUCCCGUAGACGUUCGCGAGAAAAUGAGACGCCCCAACAAAGGCAAAAACGAGAGAAGGCUGCAGAGCGGCAGCGCAGAAAACGCGAGCGCGAUCGUACUGUCAAUAACAUCAAUGCAAUAAUGGCUUUCACACAACCUACGGAUGCCCAAGCCCUUCCCCAGCCACAGCCAUCUCAACCACCUACUCCGACUUUUACCGGUCAAGAAAUGUCGCCCGAGGAGCUUUCUAGGCGCGAAAGAGUCAGGGCUGCCGCUCGGGAACGGCAGCGCAAACACCGGAGUCUAGUUAAGCAGCGGAAGAUGCGGGAAUUGGGAUUGGAUAUGCCCAAUGACAUGAUUCAGGGGAUGGAGGAGUACAGAGUAAACGGAGACGGCCAGUAUCAGCUUGCCCAUGAGAUGCCGCACCAACCGCAUGGAAUGAACCCGCAAGACGGAGCCUUCCCUCAAGCCCCACCGCCACAACUUACUGGGGGACAAAAUUUUGCUUCGACGCUACUCCUCUCUUUCUCCUGCGCCCCCCUUCUCAAACAACAUUUGCUCAGGACUUUAGCAAUCACGAGCGAAGAACUCGCUUCUUUGGAACCAAUCAUAGCCGAAGCCUUUGAUCAAUGGGAUCAUCAACGUCGCAUGCACUAUGCCCAACAAGCUGCAGUCAAAGCUGCAGACGGCUCUAUUCCUGGACCAUCGGGUGGUCCGUUUCCAAACGUUGACAUGGCCGACCCUUCUGGCAACGGGUUCGGGGAACCUCCUCAGCCACACCCCAGCGAGUUUCGUGCUCGAUUCCAUCGCCCCUUAGUGGCACCAUCCCCUUUCCGCACUUUUAAUCCCGAUACCUCUACAACUGCUACGACUUCGACGCCGACUUCAACUACGACGUCUGGGCCUUCAGACCCAAUAGAUCCACAUCUCAACGCCGUGGUGACGCCUGCUGACACCAGACAAAAGAGUGUGUCAGCUUUGGAUCCAGACUUUGGACAAGCCAAAGGCGAGGCCGAGGGGGGUAGCGGGGAGGUUGGAGAGGUUGGAGAGGUCGUGACUUCUUUUAUAUUAGGAGCUUCUGGUUGUGAUUACAUGCACAUCACGUAG
This is a messenger RNA of Suillus clintonianus, 1143 nucleotides long. RefSeq lists its product as uncharacterized. The transcript is spliced from 2 exons. Lineage: Eukaryota; Fungi; Basidiomycota; Agaricomycetes; Boletales; Suillaceae. Bases 1 to 1143 code for a protein of 380 amino acids. The record is from RefSeq and is a predicted model, not a curated record.